AUGACAAACAUAAAAAUAUUUCACAAUUCUAUUUUACGUAAAUUCUCUAUAUCAAACUCUGCUAAAUGGUCUGAUUUAGAGGAAAAAAUUCGUAUGCUAUUUACACUUUCACCAACUUCAAAAUUCACACUUUCUUAUACUGACGAAGAGGAUGAUAUUAUUACAAUAUCAACUGAUUUGGAACUACAAGAACUUCUUUCUAACCAUGGCGCAACCACCAUUAAAUUUACAUUAAAUAAUCUUUUUGAUGAAGAUGAUAAAAAAAUCAAAACCAAAAACAAAACCAAGACCAAAACCAAGACCAAAACCAAAACAAAAAAUAAAACCAAAAACAAAACCAAAAACAAAAAUAAUCAUAAGGAUCCUUUUGAAGAUGAUAAAAACAAAAUCUACAACAACAACAACAAUAAGAGUAUUUUUGAUGUAGAUGAUGAAUGUUGGAUGUCUUUUGAUGACAUUCCUAAAAAUAGAAAAGAGCAUGAAGUUGUAGUACAAAGGUUUCAAACCAUGGUAUCACAAUUUCAGGAUGUUGUUGAUUUUUAUCCAGUGUUAGCUUACGCUAUAGAUAGUGUUACAGAUGAAAUUUUACAAUCUAAGCCAAUUGAUAUCGAACUUUGGCGUGAAUGCUUAAUUUAUUAUCGUCAAGAAAAACAGAAGCGGGAAAGCAGUGACAAUAAUGAUAAUAGCACCAUUUCUUCUGCUGCUUUCAUGUCUGAACAUCCAUUAUUAUAUCAAUAUGUUAGUCCUCUUUACUUCACUUCAUCCACUCCAUCAAAUAAUAGUGAUAAUGUGAAUCAUCGAGAUCCUUUAUCGCGUAAUUCUAGAAGCAUUGAAAAUAUUGGUGGCAGUAGAAAUAAUCAUGGCCCAUCACUCGAAGAAAUAUGCAUAGUUAAUACACCGUUAUCACCAUCACCAAGAAAAGUUUCGGUUGAUGAAUCGAAUUUUGAUGAUAAAGUUAAACAACUUUGCGAAAUGGGAUUUUGGGGAGAUGAAGGAGAAAUGAUUAAAUUAUUGAAAGCUCAUAAUGGUAAUAUUGGAAAAGUUGUCGAGGAAUUGGCUUUAAGGUGUUAA
Molecule: messenger RNA, 1071 nt
Organism: Entrophospora sp. SA101
Lineage: Eukaryota; Fungi; Glomeromycota; Glomeromycetes; Entrophosporales; Entrophosporaceae
Source: the annotation of a GenBank genome assembly